Messenger RNA from Ectocarpus siliculosus, 2342 nucleotides. Lineage: Eukaryota; Phaeophyceae; Ectocarpales; Ectocarpaceae. The record is from the annotation of a GenBank genome assembly.
GAGGAGGAGGAAGCGGGAGAGCUAGGGAGCGAGGAAGAUGCGGCGGCAGUGGAGGCAAUGCGCCUUGAGAAGCUAGCAAAGUGGAAGGCCAUGAUGCAAAGUGGCGAGUUGGAGGAGAUUGCUAGAAACGCCCUGAGCCAAGACGUGAUGGAGCAGGAGGAGGAUAUGGAGGCUGCAGGCAGCCGCAGAACAGGCCGAAAAAACAGGAACAAGGCUGAACCCGCCGCGCAGUCGGACGAUCUGUCGGAUCUGGACAUGUAUUUCGACAAGCAAUCGGACUGGAGAGACUCCUCGUCCUCAGCAGCACCAACAACACCCGCUGGCCCUCUCCCAAGUAGCGGACAAGCUGCGGGUAGGCGACGGGGCAAGGCAGUUGAAGGCGACGACUUGGCGGCACAACUGGCGGCGGGGCUGGGGCUCAACGUGGUGGCACCCUCCUCCUCCUCCCGCCCUUCGACGGGCACCGAGGAGGAGGCGGCAACAGCAAUGCACGAAAAAGAUGGGCGAUACCAGGAUGAUAGCGAAGAGGAGGAGGAGGAGAUGAUGAUGAUGGACGAGGACAGUUCCGGGGCACGGCUCGGCGGGUGGUUCAACGACGGGCAGAACGCCAGUCGGCGGGAGCGGACGAGGGCCAUCCGCAAGGAGGAGAAGGAAGGGAAGAGCGCGGAGAAGGUGAUUGCUAUGGUCGUCUCUGCGGCGGAGCGUGACGGAGUCCGCGACGACAGGUAUUUCUCGUUCGCGCUCAAGACCCUCGCGAGGAUGGGGCGCUUGGACCUCAGCCUCCGUGUCAACGAGAUGAGGGAAACGUAUCUAGAGGACGGCGAGCUCGAAAGCCACGACCGCAUGACGACGGCGGGGCUAGCGGUGGCCUGCCUCAGGGCCGGGGACGAGACGUCCGCCUUGGAGAUGCUCGAAUCCGCCGUCAAGCCCUACUCAUCCUCUACUCCAGAGGAAAACGAAGAGCUACAGGUGGAACAAGAGGAGGAGGAGGAGGAGGAGGAGGAGGAAGAGGGGGAGGACUGGGAGGCGCUCGAGGCAGAGGAGGAGCUGGAGAAAAUUUUGGAGGCCGAGGGGGAGGUGCUUCCAGAGCUGCUGGACUUCUACUUGGAGCGGGGUCACAAGGAGAGCAGCCAGGAAGCGGCGGCCGGGCUGAGAAAGACCCUCGACAGGGCUCUUCGGCAGGGGGACUUCGCCCCCUCUUCUGCCGCCGCCGCCGCCGCCGCGCCUUCUUCUCUAUCGGCUCCGCCACCCUCGGGCGCCCUUACCGUGUGGGCGUACAACCAGCUCAUCCGGCGGCUGGGCAAGGCGGACAGGCUAUCGGACGUGUUCGAGGUGCUGGACGGCAUGGCCAGGCUCGGCGUGGAGAACAACCACGAGACGCUCGAGUUCGCCACCAACGCCGCCAUCAAGGAGGUCGAGUUCGAGACCCGGGCGGUCUCCAUGAAGACGUUGCCCAGCGGAAAAGCAGCACUGCCCGAGGUGGUGUUCGUGGGCCGUUCCAACGUGGGCAAGUCUUCCCUGGUGAAUAUGCUCGUAAACCGCAAGACCCUGGCGCCAACCUCGGCCGUGCCUGGUUUCACUCAGCACUUCAACUAUUACGCCGUGAACAAGGGGAGGAGGAAAUCGCCAUCCUUCUUCCUCGUCGACGUCCCUGGUCUGGGUUACGCCAGGGCCGACGACGGCCGCAUGGACUCGUGGAAGAGCACGCUGCAGCGCUACCUUGGUGUCAGGGAGAACCUCCGCGUGGUGUUUCACCUCAUUGACGGCAGGACGGGCCUGCAGAAGGCGGACGAGCAGCUGAUCUCGCUCAUGAUGAACGAGAACGAGGGGAGGAGCAGCUACGUCGUGGUGGUUACCAAGUGCGACAAGGUGAACGACAAGAAGCUCAAGGGGGUGACGGAAAAGGUGCGACAAACCCUCGACAAGAACGGCUUCCCCAAGACCACCCCGGUCAUCCCCACCAGCGCCAAGUCCAGGCAAGGCAGGGUGGAGCUACUAGGAUACCUGCGGCUGGUUUUCGAUGUCGACCGACGAAAGGGCAAGGGGCCCGCUGGCGCCACCGCCGCGGGUCCGCCCCAGGAGGAGUGGGAGGGGGCGCUGCAGGGGGGGGAGCGGAGAAGGCAGCGAUAGUAGAGAGAAGGGUUUGUGGCACGCGGUGGCUUGUAGCCCGUAGGGUCGACCGAGGGCGUCGAUGCAAGUGCUGGAGCGAUGUCACACUCACACCGUGUGAUACGGGCUUGUGAUUUGGCGGUUUGGCCUUGGAAUCGAAGGUGUGUCCCUCGUCUGAUGCGUCGAGUUGACACCGAUGGAUUUGGCGCGCAGAAUAGAUAGGAGGGAUGGAG